Messenger RNA from Triticum turgidum subsp. durum (durum wheat), 1518 nucleotides. Lineage: Eukaryota; Viridiplantae; Streptophyta; Magnoliopsida; Poales; Poaceae. The record is from the annotation of a GenBank genome assembly.
AUGGCGAUGGCAGGUGGGCGUAUUGUGACGAUGUGCAUGGCGGCUGCGGCGCUGCUGGUCUCUUUGACCGGCGGCGCGGGCGUGGCGGCGGCCUCAGCGAAGGAGCUACGGCAAGGCUUCUCGGCCGCCCACGACACGUCCUACUCGCACUUCCAGCCGGUGCUCACCGACCCCACCGGCGUCUUCGCCCUCGGCUUCCUCCGCGUCAACUCCACCACGCUCGACCUCGCCGUCCUCCACCUCCCUUCCGCUUUCCCCCUCUGGCGAGCCAUGCCGGACCGCCCCGCGCCGUGGUCCGCGGCCGCGUCCCUCUCCUUCAACGGCAGCCUGGUGCUCACAGACGGCGCCACCAACCAAGUGAUCUGGUCCACCGCCGCGGCGGCCGGCGACCGCGCCGUUCUCCUCAACACGUCCAACCUUCAGAUUCAGAGCAGCGGUUCGCCCGUUGCCGUGUGGCAAAGCUUCGACUACCCUUCGGACACCAUUGUCCAGGGGCAGAACCUCACCUCAUCGGCGGCGCUUCACUCCAUCGACCAGCGAUUCGCCAUGCGGCUCGGGAGCAACUACUUCGCGCUCUACGUGGAGCCGCCACCGUUGUCGUCGGGCAGCGUCGCCGCCGCCAUGUACUCCAAGCACACGGCUCUGGAGGCCAAGGCCCGGAUCGUGGCCGGCGGCGGCCCGAUAUACGUGCGCGUGGAGCCUGACGGUUACCUCGGCAUGUACCAGAAGGAGGGAGCCCCCGCCGACGUCAUGUCCUUCGACACCUUCAACCACGGCGUCCGCGCUCUCCGCCGCAUGACUCUCGAGCCCGACGGCAACCUCCGCGCCUACUACUGGGACGGGUCCCGGUGGGUGCUCGACUACACCACCAUCACCGACUCGUGCGAGCUGCCCACCACCUGCGGCGCCUACAGCGUCUGCGUGCCGCCCAGCGGCCGGUGCGCGUGCCUGGCCAACGCCACCGACGGCCCGGGCUGCGCCGCCCCCUCCGUCGGGAGCGGGCUGUGCGGCACCACGGGCGGCGAGGUUGGCGGGCUGUACUCGGAGGUGCGGAGACACGGCGUGGAGCCGGCGAACAAGGAGCUGCUGGGGUUCGAGCACGCGCCGUCCGCGGGAGACUGCGAGGCGCUGUGCGCGCGCAACUGCAGCUGCUGGGGCGCGGUGUACAGCAACGGGACGGGCUACUGCUACCUCAUGGACUACCCGGCGCAGCUGAUGGUGGCCGCCGACGAGAAGAAGCUGGGCUACUUCAAGGUGAGGAGCGUGGGAGAGGCGGCUGCGCGCGGCGGGAGGGCGACCGGCGUCAAGGCGGCGCUGCUUGCGGUCGGCGUCGCGGUGGUGGCUGCCGCCGCUGCGUUCGGGGCGUACAGGGUGUGGGACAGGAGGCGCCGUGCGGCAGCGGAGACGCGGCAGCAUUUGGGCGCCGACGGUGAUGGGCUCUCGCCGGGUCCCUACAAGAAUCUGGGAUCCUUUAGCUCCGUCGAGCUCUCCAGCAGCUUCAACUCCUUGCGGAGGUAG